Lottia gigantea (owl limpet) is the source of this 744-nucleotide messenger RNA. RefSeq lists its product as hypothetical. The transcript has 3 exons. Gene Ontology annotation, molecular function: RNA polymerase II transcription regulatory region sequence-specific DNA binding; DNA-binding transcription factor activity, RNA polymerase II-specific. Gene Ontology annotation, cellular component: nucleus. Gene Ontology annotation, biological process: neuron differentiation; regulation of transcription by RNA polymerase II. The record is from RefSeq and is a predicted model, not a curated record. The annotation marks the transcript as partial. Lineage: Eukaryota; Metazoa; Mollusca; Gastropoda; Lottiidae.
AUACCAACGUGUGCAGGCUGUAGCGAUCAAAUUUUCGACAGAUUCAUAUUAAAAGUCCUGGAGAGAUCCUGGCAUUCCAAAUGUCUGAAAUGUGCCGACUGCCAGAUCCAACUUAGCGACAAAUGUUUCUCCAAAGGCGAUCAUGUCUAUUGCAAAGAAGACUUCUUUCAGAGGUUUGGAACAAAGUGUGCGGCCUGUGAGAAGGGUAUACCACCAACAGAGAUUGUGCGCCGUGCCCAGGACUAUGUCUACCAUCUGGACUGUUUCGCCUGUUUGAUGUGUAGCGAGAAGCUGAAGACGGGGGACGAGUUCUAUCUGAUGGAAGACAAGAAACUCGUCUGUAAAGAAGAUUAUGAAACUGCCAAGGCCAGAGAAUACGAAAUGGAUUCUUCGAACAAACGACCAAGAACCACCAUCAACGCCAAGCAGCUGGAAAACUUGAAAAGAGCUUACAACGAGAGUGCUAAACCCGCCCGACAUGUUCGAGAACAAUUGAGUGCUGAAACUGGUCUGGAUAUGCGAGUCGUUCAAGUCUGGUUCCAGAAUCGGAGAGCCAAAGAAAAGAGAUUAAAGAAAGACGCUGGACGAAACAGAUGGAAUCCAUACUUCAGAGUGAAGAGAGAAGACGAGCUGGAUAGUUCACUCAGUGCUGAUGAACGAUCUGAGGACGGGAUGACUACCGGAUCCUUCCAAGGUAAGGUUUUGACUUCUUCAACAGAGUUUAUAUUGCACAGGGCACUGUAA